Mesorhabditis spiculigera is the source of this 693-nucleotide messenger RNA. Lineage: Eukaryota; Metazoa; Nematoda; Chromadorea; Rhabditida; Rhabditidae. The record is from the annotation of a GenBank genome assembly.
AUGCCUCCGCACAACACCGAGCCGCCGAGCUACUACAAGCAACUCGCCGGGCUCUACCUCUCCGAACUGAAAGCCUAUAAGACGCAAGUCCGGAAUUGCGCAUUGGCGUGCCCCGGAAAUCCGCACGUCACCGAGAUGGUUGAUUUCCUGCGCGGCUAUUCGGACUUUAUGAUGGCCAUCCGGGAGCAGCUCCUAAAUUCCUCGCUGCUUCCGUCCACUUCCGCUGCAACACCAUCAGCUACCAUCCCGGACCCGAUCUCUGAUGACACCGAUUUGGCGUUGUACGACUUUGAUUUGGACCCUGAUACAAUGCUAGUCCUUCAGCAGGACCUCGAAGCGACACUCGGCUGCCAAUUCACCGAAUCGAAUCUGGAUCCUGAGCCCGAAAACGAUCCUCCUGUCAAUGCACCAGGGCCAGCGACCACCCCUCGAACGCCUCCGUCUCCGGGAAGACGCGGAUUCAGGAUGCGCCCGAAUGGCGAUUUCGGCUCGCCUGUCGAUAUUGUUUCGAUUUCUGCAGAUUUUGAAAACCUUAGCAUCGAAAAUGUCGCACCAGCUGAUCCCGGGCCAAAGAAUGGAUCAGAAAUACUAUACAAUCCGUCGGCUACGAUACUAAAAUCUUCAGAAAACCAACAAGAAGCGAUCCCGGUGAACUUUCGCAUAAGGCGGCUGACGAGAAGGAUUGGAAUUCAU